Messenger RNA from Drepanopeziza brunnea f. sp. 'multigermtubi' MB_m1, 516 nucleotides. NCBI's taxonomy places the organism in Eukaryota, Fungi, Ascomycota, Leotiomycetes, Helotiales, Drepanopezizaceae. The record is from RefSeq and is a predicted model, not a curated record.
AUGCCGACGAUCGUCAAGGCUUUAAACAAUUGCAUUGCUGCUUCUACCGCUGCUAAUACCGCUUUCGAUAACUUCUUCGCUUUGAAUGCUGCCCUUUUAAAAGGUGCUGCUAGUAGUCCGGGCGGUCUAGCGAAUAGAAGUAAAGGUUUUAGAAGUAGUUUCGGUAGCCUUGCAGGUUUUGCUUUUGCUCUUAAGACUUUUAAUUUAAAUGUAGCUUUUGUUAGAUUAAAUAGUCUUAUAGCAGCGAACCGUGGUCCGGUGACGCGGAGCGCUUCGAGCAUAUCACUCUUUCCCCUUGCGCUUGCGCUAGCCGCUUUUGUUGCUUUCGUCGCUUUCGCUGCUUUCGUCGCUUUCGCAGCUCUCGUCGUUUUCGUCGCACUUAUUAUCGUCGCUUCUUUUGCGUUAAUUGUUGCGCUUGCCGCUCUUACGGCAGCGCCCGCCGUUGCUAUGACUUUUGCGGAGCGCCGAGCUAAAGUAAAGAGAUUGCUAAAAGCUUUAGUUGAUCUGUUAUUAUGA